This is a messenger RNA of Vigna radiata var. radiata (mung bean), 671 nucleotides long. RefSeq names its product agamous-like MADS-box protein AGL80. The transcript has 2 exons. Bases 1 to 570 code for a protein of 189 amino acids. Gene Ontology annotation, biological process: positive regulation of transcription by RNA polymerase II. Gene Ontology annotation, molecular function: DNA-binding transcription factor activity, RNA polymerase II-specific; protein dimerization activity; RNA polymerase II cis-regulatory region sequence-specific DNA binding. Lineage: Eukaryota; Viridiplantae; Streptophyta; Magnoliopsida; Fabales; Fabaceae. The record is from RefSeq and is a predicted model, not a curated record.
AUGACUAGAGCCAAGAUCGAACUUGCUUACAUAACAGAUCCUGCAAAGAGGAAAGCAACUUUCAAGAAAAGGAAAAAUGGUUUGAUGAAAAAGAUCAGGGAAAUCACUGUCCUUUGUGGGAUUGAUGCAUGUGCUGUAGUGUAUAGUCCUGAUCUGCCUAACAAGCCAGAGGUUUGGCCAUCUGAAUCAGAAGCCAGAAGUGUGAUUUCCAAGUUCAAUGGUGUGUCUGAGGCUGAGAAAAGAAAGAAAAUGUUCUGCCAAGAAAGCUUUAUAAGACAAAGAAUUGACAAAGGCAAAGAGCAGCUGAAGAAACUGAAGAAUGAAAAUAGGAAGAGGGAGAUUAACCUUCUCAUGUGUGAAUACCUCACUCAUGGAGGCAACAACCUUGACAGUAACAACAUGAGUUAUCUCAAGGACUUUUCAUUCUUCACUGAUCAAAACUUGGAUGAAAUUAGAAACAAAAUCACUAUGCUCCAUACCCAAGAGGAGACACCAGAAAACAUGGCUCAAGGAGACCAAGCACAGGUUCAUGUGCCAAUGACCAAUUUUUCUAGAGAAAAACUAAAUUAGUCUGUGGAUAGCAUCAAUGCUGGUGAUGAGAAUGCGUGUUAACAUUGGAAGAUGUUCUUGUUGUCUAAAUUUUUAAGGUUUCUCUUGAUUGAGUUGUUCUA